AUGUACAAACAUAUAGAGAAUGAACAACUUCAGUAUCUUGUUCAACUUGAAGAACAACAGUCAAAUUCAUCAUUAGAUAAAAUUAUUCAUUCAUAUAGAGGUCAAAUUAUAUCGAUUGAAGAACUUGAAAUCUUCCAAUCUAGUGUUAGACAAUAUGUAUAUCCAUUAAUAGUUUUUUUUUCUACUAGUAAAAACAAACAAGUGGGACUUACAUGUGCUCAAUCUAAUGACCCAAAUACUUCAUCUCAAAUACCAGUUAUAUUUAUAAUUGAAUCAGAUAUUGAUUCACCCAUAUCUACAGCAUCCUUUGCAGAUAUACAACAUUUGAUUCAAUUUGAUAACGAAGAAGUUCUAUUUAUGAUUGGUGCUGUAUUUCAUAUAGUAGCUGUAAAAUUAGAUAGCGAUAUUGAUAAUUUAUGA
Rotaria sp. Silwood1 is the source of this 420-nucleotide messenger RNA. The record is from the annotation of a GenBank genome assembly. NCBI's taxonomy places the organism in Eukaryota, Metazoa, Rotifera, Eurotatoria, Philodinida, Philodinidae.